Messenger RNA from Cavenderia fasciculata, 1065 nucleotides. It is a transcript of the gene eIF2b2, whose product is annotated as translation initiation factor eIF-2B beta subunit. The record is from RefSeq and is a predicted model, not a curated record. The coding region runs from base 1 to 1065 and encodes 354 amino acids. Gene Ontology annotation, molecular function: guanyl-nucleotide exchange factor activity; translation initiation factor activity. Gene Ontology annotation, cellular component: eukaryotic translation initiation factor 2B complex. Gene Ontology annotation, biological process: translational initiation. Lineage: Eukaryota; Evosea; Eumycetozoa; Acytosteliales; Cavenderiaceae. The transcript is spliced from 5 exons.
AUGGAGCAACCAUCACACUUUCUCAAUCAACUAGAAACCUUUAUCUUGAGAUUAAAGAGAAAGAGAAUUACAGGUUCAUUCUCUGUAUCACUCUCAACUGCUGAGAUUCUCAGACAAUAUAUAUCUACCACUAAAUGGAGUAAUGCAAAGCAUCUCAUUGACAAUAUCAAACAGAUGGGAAAGAGAUUAAUCGAAACUCAACCAUUGGAAUUUUGUAUUGGUAAUAUCAUCAGAAGAGUAUUAUUCAUCAUCAGAGAAGAGUAUUUGGCAUUAAGAGUCGAAGAAGAAGAAAAUCCAACCAUUAAAUUAGAUUCAUCAAGAAAUAACUUAUUGACAUAUGAAGAACCAAUGGACGACUAUUCAGAGUCAUUCCAAGGAUUAAAGAGUUCGAUUCUAGAUACCAUGGGUGAAAUGAUCGAUGAAUUAAAAGGAUUAUACAAGAGUGUUGCUGGUCAAUACAAAGAUCAUAUUCAUGCAAAUGAAGUAAUUAUGACAUUGGGAUCAUCAAGAACGGUUGAAGAAUUCUUAAAGGAAGCAGGAAAGAAGAGAAAGUUUGGAGUUAUUGUUGUCGAGACUGCUCCAUCUUUGGAAGGACACCAAACAGCAUUGGCAUUGUCAAAAUGUGGUAUAGAUACAACAUUGAUUCCAGAUAGUUCGAUUUUUGCUAUGAUGUCUCGUGUCAACAAAGUGAUCAUUGGAACACAUGCAGUUAUGGCCAACGGUGGUUUGAUUGCUGCCUCUGGUACUCACAUGUUGGCUGUUGCCGCCAAAUACCACUCUGUCCCAGUGAUGGUAUGCACUGGUCUCUACAAACUCUGUCCACUCUAUGCCUACGAUCAAGACACUUACAAUGAUUUUGGUAGUCCCGCUGCCUACUUGAAAUUCAAGGAAGCUGAAUUCCUUGAAGAUGUUCAUAGUUAUAAUCCAAACUUUGAUUAUAUUCCACCUGAUCUUGUUAGUUUAUUUGUUACUAAUAGUGGAGGACAUAACCCAUCAUAUAUUUACCGUUUAUUACAAGAAUAUUAUCAUCCAGAGGAUACAUUUGAAGAAGAAAAGGAUGAUUAA